CUAAGUGAAAGUCAGUCUAUUCACAAUGUUUGAUGGGUAAAACCCGGAAGUUUUUAGUUGAAAUUUUAUUAAGAUGAUGAUAAGGAGUACGGAAAGAAUUUGUAGAACAUUGGAACUGACAUGUGUAAUUUUUCUGAUGCUGCUAGACUCAAUCGGCAGCACCGAUCACAUGCACCCAAAAGUUCUACUUGUGUCAUACGACGGAUUCCGAUGGGACUACCUGAAGAAAAUUAAAAACCCGGUAAAUUUUAACCGUGUAAUAGCCGGAGGAGUGCAUGCAACAAAAGGACUGAAAAAUGCAUUUAUAACAAAAACCCUCCCAAACCAUUAUACUCUUGUAACUGGUCUUUAUGAAGAGAGUCAUGGAUUGAUUGCUAAUGAAAUGUAUGAUCCUGUGUUAAAUGAAAGUUUCUCUUUAGAAAAUCCAGAAGAUGUUAUAAAGUCAGAAUGGUUUGACAAUGGUGGUGAACCUAUUUGGGUUACAAACCAAAAACAAUCGACAUUCUCUUCUCCUCGUCGGAGUGGAUCUAUGUUUUGGCCUGGCUCCAUGGCGAGUGUGCAUGGGUUUCUUCCAACAAAAUAUUUUCCUUUCAAUCCAUUGAUGAAGUUAGAAGAACGAAUUGACAUCAUAAUAUCCUGGUUUUUGGAUAAGGAUCCAAUAAACCUAGGUUUACUGUAUUAUGAACAUCCAGAUCACGAGGGACAUCAAUUUGGACCCGAAAGUGAAAAAAUGACACACAUAUUAGAAUAUUUAAAUAAUGCUACAGGAUAUCUUCUUGACAGUCUAGAGAAAAAUAAUUUACUGAACAAAGUGAACUUAAUUUUGACCAGUGAUCAUGGCAUGUCGUCAACACCAAAAAAUAAAGUAAUCGUACUGGAAGAUCAUGUAGAUAGAGAUUUGUUUGAAGUGAUUGUUAUGAAUAAUCCAGUGGUUCAUAUUCGACAAACAAAUAAGACAAUCCAGGAUUCGAUUCUUAGCAAGUUACAAAAAGUACCACAUCUUAAAGCUUACAAGAAAUCAGAAAUUCCAAGGGAAUACCACUACACUGAGAAUCGUCGCAUUCUGGAUAUCCUUGUGGUAGCGGAGAUAGGAUAUUCUAUUGUGGAAACUAAAGCAGAUAAAGUUAAUUAUGCCACAAAAGGACAACAUGGCUAUAACAACAGUCUCUUGGAGAUGCAUCCUUACUUCAUGGCCAUGGGACCAGCCUUCAAGAUCAACCACUCAGUGGAGACGUUCAAUAAUGUAGACAUAUACCCCCUGAUUUGUAAGAUUCUGGGCAUUGAGCCAGCACCAAAUAAUGGAUCACUGAAAAAUGUCCAGGAUUUACUGCAAGAAUCUCAUGAUAAAAAGGACCUUCUUGUGCCUGAUAACACAUUUGUGGUUUAUCUGGUGCUGAUAAUCAUUGUGGGGAUAUUCGGAGGGAUUUUCACCAUUGGUGCCUGUCGUCAACAAAGAUAUCACAAACUUCGGGAACUGCAAGCACUUCCUUUCAAAUCUCGUGGAUCAUACACACAAGCUGCUCUCACGAAAAAUGGACCAAUGCUGCCUCUCCUCAGUUCUGAUUCAGAAAACGAGUUCUAAUCUUCAGUGUAUACUCAUAUAAUAGUCCGCUUUGCCUCAUUCUAUUCACUUUCCGCAAAGAAAUGUAUAUAUCAAGUGUGCCAUAUUUGUACAAGUAUGGAUGUGUCAAAUAAUUUAUUAAUGCAGUAGUUUCAUAAGUACAAGUUUUAUAAAUCGUCAGAAA
This is a messenger RNA of Saccostrea echinata, 1745 nucleotides long. Its product is annotated as ectonucleotide pyrophosphatase/phosphodiesterase family member 5-like. The coding region runs from base 74 to 1582 and encodes 502 amino acids. The transcript has 4 exons. The record is from RefSeq and is a predicted model, not a curated record. NCBI's taxonomy places the organism in Eukaryota, Metazoa, Mollusca, Bivalvia, Ostreida, Ostreidae.